GUGGAGUCAGAUAUCCUGCGCUGUGUCCGCACGCUGCUGCGAGCGCUGGAUGGGCACUACCCUGCCUGCCAGUGUGACCAAGGAAUGCUGCGAUGGACCCUGCAUAAAAAAAUUGACCAGAAUCCCAGUAACAGCUCUGUCCUGGUCAGGAUCCUGGUGAAGGAGCUGGAAAGGGCAGAGCGAGGUGACUUCAGGCAUUACAUCAUCCCCUUGCUGCACACACUGAUGUACACCCUGAUAAAGGCCCCCUGCAUCUCCGACGAGCUCUGUGGCAGAGUGUAUGACUUCUGCAAGAAGCUGCUCACCCUGCCCAAGCCCUUCUGCACCAUCGGCCUGGACUAUGCCACCAGGCUGAAGAUGGAAAGGACAGCACCAGGUAUGUUGUAUCAAAGAAUGGUCAUUUCCGAACAGAGCCUCAAAAGCGACCCGUACCCUUACCAGGAAAAGAUUUUCAUCUUUGCUGAUCCAGAGCUGCUCUCUGAAGCCAUCUGCAAUGCAUUGGUCACCGACACCGAGGCAGCUCAGGUGUCCCAGAGUCCUCGGGCAUGCAUGUGCUAUGUGAUCAUCCACACCAUGCAGUCGACCCUGGGUGAGAGCUGCAACAUCGAGGGCCUGAAGGCCAAUCUCCAGCAUAUGGCCAUGAGCGAUGUGGAGCACUGGUUCCGGCAAGUGGUGGUGGCAGUGGAGUGUGCAGGAAGCAAGGGGAGUGCAGACCGCAGCCAACAUGCAGCCAGGCUGGAGGAGAUCUACCACACUCUCCUCAGCUCCUUGCAAGCAGGCAAUGUUCCCCUGGGAGGGAUCCAGGGGACCCCUCUGCCCAACCCCAACAUCAGCUUUCACCUCUGGACAGAAGAUGACCAACUCUGGAAGGAAUUGGUGCUAUUCAUCCGCCCACUGUCACAGAGCUGCGAGCCUGACUGCCUCAGCCAGGACCUGGAGAAUUUUGAGAUCCAAGACAUUAUUUCGGACUGUGAAUGCUGUGAGCAGACUCGCUUCUCCGUCCUCUCCACUGACAGUGGCAUCGAACGGGACCUGCCUGUGGCAGCUGAGGAGACCUUCACCCCUUGCAGUGCUGACACAGGGCAGUCCCGGCUCCACAGGAAGGGUGGCAUUAAGAAAAAGCCAUCGCCACUGGAGAGCGUGGCCUUCCUGCAGGCUGGCUGCAACAGUCCCGGGGCAAAGUCCCCAGCAAAGCUGCAGAGGAGUUCAGGCACCCACCCAGGUCCUGCAGCCUCACUUCAGAGGCUGCACACUGCGCGCAUCGUGCUGCUGGGGGAUGACCGGAUCCUGGGCCGCCUGGCACAAGCCUACCACUCUUUGAGGAAGCGAGAAACACGGCGAGUUUUCCUGACUCCCAGGCUGAACCUGCAGUUCUACUACAUCCCAGUGGUGACAGGGCAGCCAAACACCUUCACUGUUGUGGACCGUGCUGCCACCGGCCACGAGGAGCUGUGUGAGGUGGCUGGGUACCUUGGCAGAGCCGACCCGUGGUACGAGAGCAACAUCAACACUCUGUGCCACAUGAUUCCCAAGCUGGCCACCAUGCCUUCCUCGCCAAGCAAACACCUUGUGACUGAUCUGUUCAUCACAGAUGUGAUUGCUUACUAUGUCCGCAUGGGUAUCCAGCCUGUCUGCUUCCAGGUCUAUGCUGUCAAGAUUUUCUUCAAUGACCCAGCUCAGGAGCCGGCCGAGGACGUGUUCCUCACGGAGCUGCGCACCCAGGGGCAGGACAGCAUCUCCCACAGAGAGUUGAGCAUGACCAAGAAGAAAACAACCCUGGAUGGCCCUGGUGUAGAUCUCACAGUAACAUACAGAAAGGUUGUUGUGAGCAACCGGGAGAAGGAAGUAGCCAUGUCCCUGCGCUCCACGGGUCUGGUAAUGAAAGCCAUCCCUGCUGAUGAGGCUGAAGACCUGGUGUGUCUGAGUGUGACCAUCACUGAAAUCAUUAGGAUCAACAACCUGUCAGGACGAUCAUUCUCAGCUGUGGCAAAUAUGUUGAAAACAAGCAAUAUCAAAAUCAGGAGCACAGAGCAGAGACCCUUCACGGUGCAUUUGGACAAGGACAGCAGAAGAGCCUACAGGAACGUGAUCAGCCUGGAAGUGUCACCUUGCCUAGAGCCCAGCUACUGCUUGCAAAAGACAAGGACAAUGAAAUUCAGCCUUCACAAAACAGAAGAUAUGGGGCUUGUGAAAUACAUGCCCAAGUCUCUGCUGUUGCCUAUCAACACAUUUGCAGGCAUCAUCCAGUGA
Acanthisitta chloris (rifleman) is the source of this 2250-nucleotide messenger RNA. RefSeq names its product phosphoinositide-3-kinase, regulatory subunit 6 (gene PIK3R6). Gene Ontology annotation, molecular function: 1-phosphatidylinositol-3-kinase regulator activity. Gene Ontology annotation, cellular component: phosphatidylinositol 3-kinase complex, class IB. The record is from RefSeq and is a predicted model, not a curated record. Lineage: Eukaryota; Metazoa; Chordata; Aves; Passeriformes; Acanthisittidae. The coding region runs from base 85 to 2250 and encodes 721 amino acids. Gene Ontology annotation, biological process: positive regulation of MAP kinase activity; G protein-coupled receptor signaling pathway. The transcript has 18 exons.